Nicotiana attenuata is the source of this 876-nucleotide messenger RNA. RefSeq names its product pre-mRNA-splicing ATP-dependent RNA helicase prp28. Lineage: Eukaryota; Viridiplantae; Streptophyta; Magnoliopsida; Solanales; Solanaceae. The coding region runs from base 163 to 531 and encodes 122 amino acids. The transcript has 4 exons. The record is from RefSeq and is a predicted model, not a curated record.
AUCUACUUACAUAUUUUACCUGCAAAUCAACAGUAGAACAAAGAGAGCUGGUGGGCAGGAUGGGUUCAGAAUACCAUAGCCUAAAAAGGCUCGUCUCCUACAAAAGUUACUACUACUUACUUGCAGAGACAGAGACAGAACCCUCGUCUCAAGAGCAACAAUAUGGUUGAACAACUUGAGAACCCAUCUUCUCUUCUUCCUCCUUCUGAUCCCCAAGAGUCACAGCCAAAGCCUCAGCCUCCACCGUCUGAUCCAAUUCCUAUUCCUCCAUCACAACCAUCAGAUCCAGCAACAACCCCACCUCCUCGAACUGGGUUCAAUCCCAGCAGAAGUAAGUUGAUUGGUAUCAUCAGAAGGAAGGCCAUGAUAAAAGACUUAGCUGCUAUAUACCAUGCAGAGUGCCUUGCGUAUUGUCAAGAACUUUUGGAACUUCAAAAAAAAGUGGAAGAGUCAUUGAUUGACGCCAAAACUGCAGAAGAUUCAAGGAGAGAAACGAUGAGGCCCCCAAAACGUAUGAAGAAAGCUCGUUAGCAUCUAAUAGGAUGCAUUUUCGGAUUUUUGUCAUUCAGUUGGGAGCCACAGCUUAGUUCCUGAUUCGGCAAUGGACUCUAUGCAUAUAUUACAAACCAUUCUAUACGGCUGGAACCACAAUGCAGAAUUUUCGUUUAAUCGUAUAGCUCACAGUCACACAGCUACUCUAUUUGUAGCCAGUAGAGUUUGAUUGGUUGUACAGUUAUAUGCAGCAGAAUGUAACCUUGUUACUGUAUUGAGUGGAAAACUUGAAAAAUUGGUAAUGUUUGGCUGUUAAGUGUCUACAGCAAACACUACCACAUGAAAAUUGAAAAGGUGGAGAGAAUAUUUAUCUUUUUGCUUUCA